This is a messenger RNA of Aureobasidium melanogenum CBS 110374, 1617 nucleotides long. RefSeq names its product Isopullulanase complexed with Isopanose. Gene Ontology annotation, molecular function: hydrolase activity, hydrolyzing O-glycosyl compounds. The annotation marks the transcript as partial. Lineage: Eukaryota; Fungi; Ascomycota; Dothideomycetes; Dothideales; Saccotheciaceae. The transcript has 4 exons. The record is from RefSeq and is a predicted model, not a curated record.
ACCGUCAACAAUGCUAAGCUUCACACGUGGUGGCAUGAUUCCGGAGUCAUGACUCGAUCGGUUCUUCAGCCAGCCUCUGUGCGCCAAAGCGACCUCUAUUCUAUCCAGGUUACCAAUUCUGUGGAUCAGACCUAUUACGACUCUUUCGUUUAUCAGACCAUCCCACGCAACGGUCAAGGCAAUGUCUUGAAACCCAAUGACCCAUCCUCAACAACUGAUGCCAGCGAUGGUAUCACUAUCGAGGAAGCCAUUGGCAUGACAAUGUCUUGGACUUCAUUUCUCUAUUCAGCAGAUGUUUGGCUAAAGGUCCACCGCCUCGAUAACUCCAGCAUUCAAUCGGAUAGCUUCGUUAUCAGGCCCACCAACCUCAACUUCACGACUUCGAUCUCGGGCGCUGAUUUGUUCAUCCUGGUGCCUUACGACGGAGAAAGCAAGAAAUUUUCGGUUGAGUUUGAUGACAACCUCUACGAUGUGGAGCCUCUCGAUUCCCUGUUCAUCUUUGCCAGCCCAUUCGAAGACGAGUCUCUUGUUCCCGACGAGACAUCAGACAACGUUUUGAUUGUGGAAGAAGGUCGCAUAUCUGGGCUGGAUACUACUCAAGCCAACACUGUGAUUUUCAAGCCAGGAGUCUACUAUGCCACUGCCACGGAUUACUUGAACCUCAGUUCAACCGUGGAUUGGCUAUACUUUGCACCAGGAGCCUAUGUCAAAGGCGCUGUAGAAUACCACUCAAACUCUGCGCUUGUCAAAGCUACAGGACAUGGUGUACUAUCGGGUGAGCAGUAUGUUUAUCAAGCCGAUCCGACAGACGGAUUUCAAAAUCACAACGUGAACGGUUCGCCUUUACGAAUGUGGAAGGGCACAAUACCUUGGGGGCAAAAGACGACUUGGUUAAUCAAUGGACCAACCAUGAACAGCCCUCCAUUCAACAGCAUGGAUUGGUACGGCGACCAGGCCUCUCUGUCUGUCCAAUGUACCGACUACAAGCAAGUGGGUGGCUUUUUCGGUCAAACGGAUGGCAUGGAGGCAUACCCUGGAAGCGUCUAUCAAGACAUCUUUUACCACACUAAUGACGACACGAUCAAGGUCUAUUAUUCAGACGUCAGUAUCAGCAACGUCCUAGUGCAGAAAGCCACCACCGCACCAGUCAUUCAAUUCGGCUGGGCUUCUCGUAAUCUUAGCAACAUCCAAGUCGACAAUGUCAACAUCAUCCACAGUCGUUGGAACAGCAAUGGCUCGAACCCAGGUCUGAUUGGCUCCAACAAUGUGUACGACCCCUCAACCACGUCUACAUCUGCAAUGAACUCCAGCACUGCCGACACCCACUCCACAGCACAAGACAUUACCUUCUCCAACAUUCGAGCCGAAGGUAUUUCUGGUCCAUUGAUGCGCAUAUACGCACUGGAAAAUUUCAGCAACAUCACUAUCUCGAAUGUCUGGAUAGAAGAGUUCGGAUGCUGCACUGGGUACGAAGCAGUGGGCAUUCCGGAGAGCUUCAUGCCCGCCAUGACCGAUUCUAGUGGAAAUAAUGUCACUGUGGAUGGCUUUGUCAUCAGCAACUUCAUGGUUGGCGAUGAGAAAGUCACACUGGAUACGGCAAGCACAGUCGGUCAUCUC